AUGGAGAUGUCAUUAUUGGAUAAUAUAAGAAUAACGUUACAUCGAUAUCUUCGUGCAUUUUUCAUUCCUGAUUCAACAUUACAUUCAAGACAACGAUGGGUAUUAGGAUUAAUUAACUUAUCAGCCGUGGUAAUAUUUUGGGUAUCGUCAAGUUUCUUGGUUAAUGCUAUCGUAGAAGAUGAUAGUUAUAGAAAGCCAUUCUUCAUUACAUAUUUAAAUACCAGUUGUUUUUGUUUUUAUAUCAUUCCGUACUUGUUAAUUGAAGGAUAUACGGUUAAUGAAUUUAUACAGAAGUUAAUGAAUGAUUAUGAAUUGGAUAAGAUAAAGAGGAGGCAAAAAUUACAAGAGGAUGACGAAGGGUUGUUACAUAGUAAUUACGGAUCAGAUGAUAACUUAUCCGAAAAUCGACAACCAUCUCCAUUACACGUUGUAAUGGAUUCUUCAGAUCUGCAAUCAGAACAACCAGAUCCAUUGGAAAUAUCCACGUAUGAAACCGUCAAACUUUCAUUACAAUUCCUAAUCCUUUGCCUUCCGCCCAAUACUGAAAUAUGGGCGAUUGUGGGUAUAAAUGCCUUAAUCACAUUCAUUAGUGAUUUCUGUUGGUGUAAUGCGGUAUUAUUGACUAGUCCAUUAACGGUGACUGUUGGAUUAUCGAUGACUAUCCCGUUGGCGAUGGUGGGGGAUUGGGUGAUUAAAGGGUUUAGAGUUAAUGGAUGUCGGGCCUGGUAUACUGAUUAUGCCGACACUCAUUAUUUGACGAUCUUGAAGGUUGAUGUAAUUGACUCCGGGAAUAUUAAUAUAUUCGGUAGUAUUGGACUCCUGAGUGUGCCCCAUCUCUGGCUCAUUCCUCCCAAUGAACAUGCAAUGGACGGAGGGAAUGGAUAUGAGGUGCUACUGGAAAGACAUUUGGAAUACAGAUUGCCCAAGAAUGUGCAGGAUAAGGAAGCGAUGGCGUUGGAUUUAGCCCGGUUUUUGGCGGAUGAAUUACAGAGAUCGAUCUUGAUCCGGGAUGAGAAUGCUAGUUUGAAGUUUUUGAAAUCGUUUGGGUUUACAUUGGCUGGGAUUUUGGUUAUAAAGAAAAAAGGACCCAAAUUGAUUACUUCGACGAGAAAGAAGACGAUGGCGGGGUUGUUUUGUAUUGGAUUGAUAUUGUUGAGUGUGGGAGGAUAUCAAUUUGCUAUUCAGAUGGGAGUGCCAUUUUUGGCGAGGAAUGAUAAAGGGGAGUUGAUAUAUAUUAGUGGGGGCAGUCAUUAUCAGUUUGGAAUUGAGAUUGCGAUGAUGGCCGGGAUGUAUUCUAGUUUGGCCGCUUCUUUGUUGAGUUUGAUAUAUCUUGGGAAGUAUGAAAUUGGUAAUGGAGCUACGGAAGAAGGAGCAAGGGGGUUUAUAAAGAAUGAAAGAGUUAAGGUUGGGUUGAUUUUGAUAAAUACUGUAUGUAUUUAUUUGUUGUAUAGUUGUCUAACUAGUAUUAUUCUUAGAAAGGAUCAUGGAUAUCCUUAUGGAUUUACCAAGUUGUUUUAA
Hemisphaericaspora subhashii is the source of this 1518-nucleotide messenger RNA. RefSeq names its product OST3/OST6 family protein. Bases 1 to 1518 code for a protein of 505 amino acids. Gene Ontology annotation, biological process: regulation of peptide transport. The transcript is spliced from 3 exons. Lineage: Eukaryota; Fungi; Ascomycota; Pichiomycetes; Serinales; Debaryomycetaceae. The record is from RefSeq and is a predicted model, not a curated record.